Molecule: messenger RNA, 6348 nt
Organism: Gadus morhua (Atlantic cod)
Lineage: Eukaryota; Metazoa; Chordata; Actinopteri; Gadiformes; Gadidae
Gene: kif16ba
Product: kinesin family member 16Ba
Exons: 25
Coding region: 207-5543 (1778 amino acids)
Biological process (GO): microtubule-based movement
Molecular function (GO): microtubule motor activity; phosphatidylinositol binding; ATP binding
Source: RefSeq, a predicted model, not a curated record
ACGUCGUUGCCCGCUUGGAUGUUUCUCUGUUCCUCUGCUACCGGUCUCAGCCUGAUAGCCGAUAGCAGCAGCGGUACGACAGGGACCUGCUGACCGCUGUACUGGGACACUGGGAUCUGUCUGCACUGCUUCAUAGGUUACCUUCCCUUCUUCAGCCGGUUAAACCGAGAGGGGAGUAUCUUGGUCCGGACAACCCGGGAUGUGCGAUGGCAUCGGUGAAGGUGGCUGUGCGGGUCCGCCCCAUAAACAGACGGGAGAAGGACCUUGCAGCAAAGGGCAUCAUAAAGAUGGGCGGGAGCAAAACAACCAUCACCAAUCUGAAGAUGGCGGAUGGUUUGACGGGAGAUUCGAUGCGGGAGCGAACCAAGACGUUUACGUACGACUACUCGUACGACUCUUCGGACUGUAAACACACCAACUUCAUCUCUCAGGAAAAGGUGUUUAAGGACCUGGGCUCAGACGUGCUGAAGGCUGCCUUCGAGGGCUACAACGCAUGCAUCUUCGCAUACGGACAGACUGGCUCCGGAAAAUCCUACACCAUGAUGGGAAUCCCAGGAGACGUGGGCCUCAUCCCCCGGAUCUGUGAGGGUCUGUUCAGCCGCAUCGCGGGGACCACCCGCCGGGACGCGGCCUCGUUCAGGACCGAGGUCAGCUACCUGGAGAUCUAUAACGAGUGUGUGAGGGACCUGCUGAGAAGGAAGACCAACGACACCUUUAACCUCAGAGUCCGGGAGCACCCCAAAGAUGGACCGUAUGUAGAGGAUCUGUCCAAGCACCUGGUUCAGAACUACCGGGACGUAGAGGAGCUGAUGGAGGCGGGGAACAUCAAGCGCACCACGGCGAGCACCGGGAUGAACGAAACGAGCAGCCGCUCCCACGCCAUAUUCACCAUCAACUUCACUCAGGCCCGGUUUGCUGCAGAGCUGCCCAGUGAGACCGUGAGUCAGAUCCACCUGGUGGACCUGGCGGGCAGCGAGCGGGCCGACGCCACCGGAGCCACCGGCGUGCGUCUCAAGGAGGGCGGGAACAUCAACAAGUCCCUGGUUACCCUCGGCAACGUCAUCUCAGCGCUGGCGGACCAGAGUCAGGACACGGUGAACACUAACCUGAAGAAGAGGUCUCUGUUCGUCCCGUACCGAGACUCUGUCCUCACCUGGCUCCUCAAGGACAGCCUGGGAGGGAACUCCAAGACCAUCAUGAUCGCCAAUGUUUCCCCAGCCGAUGUGAACUACGGAGAGACCCUUAGCACGCUGCGCUACGCUAACCGAGCUAAGAACAUCAUCAACAAGCCCACGGUGAACGAGGACGUGAACGUCCGCCUCAUUCGGGAGCUCCGAGCGGAGAUCGCCAGACUCCGAGCUCUGCUGCUGCAGGGCAACCAGAUUGCUCUUCUGGACUCUCCUACAGCUUUGAGUAUGGAGGAGAAACUACAGCAGAACGAAGCCCGGGUUCUUGAGCUGACCAAAGAAUGGACCAACAAGUGGAACGAAACCCAGAACAUCCUCAAGGAGGAGACCCUGGCGUUGAGGAAGGAGGGCAUCGGUGUGGUGCUGGACUCUGAACUCCCUCACCUCAUCGGCAUCGACGACGACCUUCUGAGUACUGGGAUCAUCCUGUACCACCUGAAGGAGGGCCGGACGUUUGUCGGACGGGACGAUGCGUCGAGCGAACAGGACAUCAUCCUCCACGGUCUGGACCUGGAGAGUGAACACUGUGUGUUUGAGAACCAGAGCGGCCAGGUGACCCUGGUCCCACUGGGCUGCUCCCAGUGCUCCGUCAACGGGCUCCCAGCAUCCCAGCCCGCCCCCCUCAACCAGGGGGCUGUGAUCCUAUUGGGCCGGACCAACAUGUUCCGCUUCAACAACCCUAAGGAGGCCGCCAAACUACGAGAGAAACGCAAGAGUGGUCUCCUCUCCACCUUCAGCCUGUCCAUGUCGGAUCUGUCCCAGUCCUGCGAGAGCCUCUCCACUGUCAUGCUCUACAACCCAGGACUCUUCAACCAGAAGGGCCCAGUCCUCCUCAGGUUGGAGUUUGAACGACAGCAGAGAGAAGAGCUAGAGAAACUGGAAUCCAAGAGGCGGCUGAUCUCGGAGAUGGAGGUGCGGCAGCAGACGGAGAAGGAGGAGCUGCAGCGCCUCCAGCAGGAGGUGGAGAGUCAGAGGAAGGAGUCGGAGGAGGUGCAGCAGAGGAUCCUGCAGCAGGAGGAGCGGCUGCAGCUCCGCAGCCUGGCCGUGGAGAACCACCUGCGCCUCCUCCUGGCCCAGAGGGAGCGCUCCUCGGACGGGCAGGAGGCCCGGGCGGAGGAGGCGGCGGAGCGGGCGGAGGUCCACCGGGAGCUGGCGCUCCUCCAGGCGCAGCGGGAGGAGCAGGCGGCGGGGCUGCAGGGGGAGCUGCGGCGGCUGGAGGAGCAGGAGGAGGUGCAGCGGCUGCUGGUGGGCCGGCUGGGGGAGGAGCUGAGGGACAAGAGGGAGGCGGCCGCCCUGGCCCUGCCCCCCCGCGACGCCCGCCGGCAGGAGGAGGAGCACCGCGCCCUCACCCAGAUACGGGAGGCUCUGCUCCGCGCCAAGGAGGUCGGGGGCCAGGAGGGGGAGGAGGAGGAGGGGACAGAGGGGAACGACAGGGUCGUACGGGAGGUCCAGGCGCGCUACCGCCACUUCAAGGAGGUGCAAGUCAAGGAGCUGACGGAGCUGGAGGAGGAGCUGCGGAAACAGAAGGAGCGGCCGGAGGAGGAGGAGCAGACGGCGUCCCGUGGGCAGCGGGAGCCGGAGGACGACGAGGGGCGCCGGCGGCACAAGGAGAGCCAGCUGGCCGGCCUGGCCCGCGAGCGCCUGCGCCUCCUCGGGGAGGAGAGACGCCGCGCCGUGGAGCUCCUGCAGGGCUCCUCCCCCUUAACCAACGGCAUCGCGGGCGCCGUAACCGAGGGCAACCCGGGGGCCGCCGGGCUGGAGAGCACGCUGCACGCCGUGGAGGAGGAGCUGAGGGAGAAGGAGGAGCGGAUGCGGCGCCUCCGCCGGAGCGAGGAGGAGCUGCGGCAGCUGCAGGAGACGUACGAGUUUGCGGCGGACGUGGCGCAGCAGGAGGGGAAGGUGACGAGGAAGGAGAAGGAGAUCCUGCAGAGCAAGGAGGCGCAGCAGAAGGAGGCCAUGGAGCAGGCCGUGUCCCGGCUGGAGAGGCGGCGCUGGGCCCUCCAGCACAGCCCCUCCCAGGACCCCCUGGAGGAGGAGGAGGAGCAGGAGGAGGAGGAGGAGGAGGUGCAGCGGAGGAGGAAGAGCGGCGCCCCCGGAGGAGCGGAGGAGCAGGAGAAGGUGGAGCGGGACCUCGAGGAGCUGAGGCAGAGGGUCAGCGAGGGGGAGGACCACACCAGGACCCCCAGUCCCCCCACCCCAGACCCGCCGCAGGGGCUGCCCUUUAGUGACGACAGGAUAAAGGCCUACAUUGAGCAGGAGGUGCAGCGGAGGUUGAGGAGCCUGAACCCCAACACGGAGAGCAGCAUGGAGCCGUCUCCAUCCUACGAGUCCAUGCAGGGAGGAUCCCCCCUACCUGAUCCUCAUGACGUGAACCUCCUUCAGGACGUUGAUCUGCAGCAGAACCAACAGACCGACAGGAAGCUCAAGUACAAGAACCCUGCAGAGUGCGGGGCUGGUUCACUGGAGGAACGUUCGGAACCCACUCCCAGGAACCGCUCCUCUGGAGACCACCACGACAAGACCUCCAUCUCAGAUCUCACUCAGUACUCAAUACAACACCUAACGAAAUGGUGGAGCAAACUGGUGGAGCUGGAUCCUGGUCCCGGCUGGCUGGGGAAGGGGUUGACUGGGGGUGAACCCGGAGGCAUGAGCUGGCUGAGCGCUUUGUCUGGAAUCGGGGCCGACGUAAACGACAACGUCAGCGGUGAAGCUCAGUGCGAUGUCCGGGGCUGUGCUUCCAACGGAUCUAAGCGAGACGUUUUGCCACCGGAGCUUAGAGAGGAGCACCACCGACGUCCCCAUCAGGUCCAAACACCCCGCCCGGAUCCACCGCCCCGGUCCGAAGGAGCCCAGUCCGUCGAGCCCAGGCCCAGGUCCAAGGAGUCUGUGUACGGUCAGGUGACUCAGGAGCACGCCCCUCCGGGGGGCGGAGCCGAGUCUGGCGGCGGGAGCGUUGUGAUUGGCUACGUGGCCGGCAGGCUGUCGGAGGCGUACCACCACGUGGGCCAGCACAUGCUGACCACCAGGAACCUCGUGGAGAGGGCCACCGGGGCCCACCUCGCAGGCCUGGUGUCUCAGUACCUCACCGCCCCGUCCCCGGAGCCUCCUCUCACCGAGGCAUGGCGGCCCGGCCCCCAGCCGGACCCCGGCCCCCAGCCAGACCCCGGCCCCCAGCCAGACCCCGGCCCCCAGCCAGACCCCGGCCCCCAGCCAGACCCCGGCCCCCAGCCAGACCCCGGCCCUAGGGGGGGGCGGGUCGGUCUGGUGGAUCUGUCUGCAGGGGGCCUCCUCAGCCCUGGCUCCACGGCGCCGGGCUCCGUGUCCCCCAGCAGCACCCAGGAGCGGCCUGAGACGUUCUUCCAGAGGCUGGUCGUGCUCCCGCCGGCCCUGGCCCGUCUGCAGGCGAGCCCCGCCCAGAGUAGCAGGGCCCUCCUGGACUCACUGGCCCCGGAGGCACGAGGAGCCGCUCUGCUGGGCUCCUUCUGGCUCCACGCCGCCAACCGCACGCACCCCGCCCCGCGGCCCGCGGGCCUGCUGCUGCUCGAGGAGGACCUGUACGUGGUCUCCGCGCCGCGGGGUCCGGACCCCGACGCGGAGGAGGACAUCCCGGGCGUGUUCCAUCACCUCCGCCUGGAGGACAUCGGGGAGAUCCGGGUGUGCCUGGCCGGGCAGCGUGUGUGGCUGCUGGGCCGCGGGGGGGAGGACGCGGCGCUGGCCGUGUGCACCUACAGCCCGGAGCUGAGCCAGGAGCUCUGCAGGGCCCUGCUGCCGCGGCUCCUCCUCGCCGGGCCGGAGCUGGAGGAGGCCCUGGGGCACCCGCUGCUCCGCCGCGACCUCGGGGCCCUCUCCCUGGACUGGACGGCCCGCGUCCCCGACCUGGUUCUGGGCGGCGGCCGGCUCCGGCUCACCUCACGCUUCAAACGGGAGCUGGCCGACCUGCUGUACAUCGUCCACGGCAACAUGGAGGGUCCGGGCCGGCCCCCGCUGGCCCACGUGGCCCCCCUGCUGUUCACCAGCGUCCGGGCGGAGGGGGGCGGCGGCGUGGUCCAGCUGCUGCUGACGGACACCCACCUGGCUCUGCUGCGGCAGGACGGGGUCUUCCACCACCCGGCGCCGCGGGGCUCCGGCGUGGCGCCCCCGCAGAACCAGUUCCGGGGGGUGGAGGUGCGGCCGCGGGCCCGGGUGCAGGGCGUGCGGGCGGGGCAGGCCGACGGCUGCCUGGAGGUGGAGGUGGUGUUCGGUGCUGCAGGAGAAGACCCCCCCGGCCCUCCAGGUCCCGGACCCCCGGAGUCCUGGAAGCUGAGGUUUGGACGCACGGCGGAUGCCCGGGUGCUGGUGGAGCAGCUGUGCUCCUGACAGUGAGGACCUGACGGAGGACUGCACCGCCUCAGGGCAGCUCUCAGGGUGGUGGCGCUCAUCGGCCACUGAGGCAUGACAGCUUCCAGAGAACAAAGCGCUGUUUGUUAUCAUCACCAUCUCUUUCUACCUGUUGAGCAUCAGGAAGUGAUGCUAUGGGUAUCUCUCUAAUGCACAGGACGUGACGUCAUCGUGUUAGGGACGGUGAAGAUACUGGGUCUCAUAAGGGAAUUGUAUUGAUCUAAUCCUAUUAUUCAGCGUAUUAAUCAGCUGAAUCCACCCUCUAUAAUGUCUUUGAGGUCUUAAAAAACGAAGGUUGGCUAUUUGUAAUAUCCACCAAGGCCUUCAGAUUUUAUUCUAAUAUCCUGAUUCUAGGGUUCUAUGUGGAGAAAGGGAUUCAAAUGCUGCGUUAAAUAAUAUUAUAAUAUGAUCAAGUACAAUAUUAAAGAAGUAUCUACUUAUAAUGAAUAAUUUAAUAAAGUAUGCAAUUUAUAUGUGUAAUGUAUUCCUGACUAAAGUAUAACAUUUAUAUAUGAAAUGAAUAAUUAAAAAAGUAUCCCAUUUGUAUACAUAGUGAAUUCUUUAAAGUAUAACAUUUAUUUGUGCAAUGAAUUCUUCAGUAAAGAUGACUGGUCGACUCUUGAUUUAGACAUGUCUUUCAUUCACAUCUCCGCAUCAAAGUAAAACCAUUUAUUUGUGAUCAAUAUGUAAUCAACUGAAUUACUCUUGUGAUGAAUUCUUGUUAGUUUAUAAGAAACUGCUUCCCUUCUCUAUACCUCCCUUCUGUGCCAUCUCUUUGUCUCUC